Messenger RNA from Microtus oregoni (creeping vole), 633 nucleotides. RefSeq names its product tubulin epsilon and delta complex protein 2-like. Lineage: Eukaryota; Metazoa; Chordata; Mammalia; Rodentia; Cricetidae. The record is from RefSeq and is a predicted model, not a curated record. The transcript has 3 exons. The coding region runs from base 1 to 633 and encodes 210 amino acids.
AUGGCCUCCGCUCCAGACUACACCAUCUAUCUAGUCCACGGCUGUGUGGGAGCCCUGCCUGAGUCCUCCUCAGAGCUUCAAAGGGAAGAAGGCCUCAAGGACCAACAAAUGGUCCCAUCAGCUGUUCCUCAUGUCCCAGAAGUCUUCACACUGAAAGAAAAAGGGACCCUCAGGAAGACAGCUUCCCAGAAUUCACGCCUGUGGGCCCAGCUCAGCACUGUACAAGCCAGUGACUCCACAGAUGACACCAGAGAUACCAAAAUCAGUUCCUUGACAAACUCCAGAUGGCUUCCGGCUGGGUCCAGAUGCUGCGGAAGUGGAGGCUCAUGCCCAGAGCCUGGAGAAGGACCGUACACUGCUGAGAUCGCGGGUGCUGGAAGGGCUGCAGACCACUGCUGGCUCCACGGGAUGCAGGCGCACCAGCAGCUCCCUGGGCUCCUUCUCUACUCUAGCAUCAAGGAGCUGCAGACCUUGGCUACCUUAGGGCUUCAUGUGGCCAUGCUAGCCCAGCAGAUCCAUCUAGAAAAGGUUCUGAUGGCUGAACUCCUCCCUCUGAUAAACACCCAGGAGCCAGGAGGGCCACCUUGGCUGGAGGUGAGCACUUCCUCACAGCCCUUGGAGAUGAUCAUGUAG